Molecule: messenger RNA, 1380 nt
Organism: Mangifera indica (mango)
Lineage: Eukaryota; Viridiplantae; Streptophyta; Magnoliopsida; Sapindales; Anacardiaceae
Product: transcription factor bHLH94-like
Exons: 3
Coding region: 86-1048 (320 amino acids)
Biological process (GO): regulation of transcription by RNA polymerase II
Molecular function (GO): RNA polymerase II cis-regulatory region sequence-specific DNA binding; DNA-binding transcription factor activity, RNA polymerase II-specific; protein dimerization activity
Source: RefSeq, a predicted model, not a curated record
UCGUUUUCUUCCAUUUCGCAAGGUUCUUUUUGAAGGAAAAAGGCCAUUAAAGCUGAUCUUUAUUUUCUCUAGGGUGUCUUUCGACAUGUCUGUCUGCUUCAAAGUACAAAGUAUCUCCCAGAAAGAGAGAGGGACAACUCAAGAAAAAGUAAUAAGAGUUGAUAAAGAGAUGGCAUUAGAGGCAGUGGCUUACCCGCAGGACCGAUUUGGUUACGCUUGCAAAGACUUGUGCUCUCUGGGAGCUGGAGCUUCCGGAUUUCUUGAUCAAAAUACAGGUCUUCAUGCAAAUUGGGACUCCUCAUCUCCUUCAAUGAUGCAACACGCAAUGGAUUGGGCUCCUAAUUCUUCUCCUGAGGACUUCACAGUUGACCAAUCUCCAUCUGAAGGAUUACUACCGGCAACAACGGCCGGUAGGCGGAAGCGAAGACGCACUAAGAACAGCAAAAACAAGGAAGAAAUUGAGAAUCAAAGAAUGACUCACAUUGCUGUUGAACGCAACCGCCGUAAACAGAUGAACGAGUACCUAGCCGUGCUUCGGUCUCUUAUGCCGUCUUCUUAUGUUGAAAGGGGUGACCAAGCAUCGAUAAUCGGCGGCUCCAUUAACUUUGUUAAAGUGUUAGAACAGCUUUUGCAGUCCAUGGAGUCCCAGAAGAGGACUGCAAAAAAACCAGGCGAUAAUGGCGUCUCUUCCCCGUUUGCGGAUUUCUUCAAUUUCCCGCAAUAUGCAUCACUUGCAAGUCAGCACGGCAGUUCAUUUGACACGGCAAGUGAUUCGAGUAUGACGGAUAACAUUGCAGAUAUAGAAGUGAAAUUGGUGAGGAGCCAUGCCAACAUUAAGAUACUUACAAAGAGACAACCCAGGCAGCUCCAACAGAUGGUGGCCAGGUUUCAACGUCUCCGGCUCAGCAUUCUCCAUCUCAAUAUCACAACUACUAUAGAUCAAAUGGUGCUAUAUUCACUCAGUGUUAAGAUUGAGGAAGGGUGUCACCUGAGCAUGAGCACGGUGGAUGAAAUUGCAGGUGCUGUGAAAAAAACACUAGUGAAUUGAUGAAGAAGUUGCAGCUUUUCUUUAGAUAAUAGCUAAUCAAAAUGUGAAUAUAAUUUUUUUUUUUUUAAAUUCUGUAACUGGGGUUAUCUAUGUCUCUGAUAAUUGAUGAGUUAAAGUGUCACUGGUACUGUCGCUUACUUUCGUUCUAGUUAUCUGUCUUCUUCGGACCUUUGAGAAUCCUGUGUGGUGUGUACAAAAUUUGUCCUGACCGCCCACCGGCCCCCGGACUCCUAAAAUCUUAUGCCGUGGGCUUUUAAGCCAUGUAUGAUCUGCUCCGGGUAAGCAACAGACACCACUUACUUCCAGUUGCAUGCAUCUUCUAAGUUUUAUAU